Messenger RNA from Fusarium sp. VM40, 1911 nucleotides. The record is from the annotation of a GenBank genome assembly. Lineage: Eukaryota; Fungi; Ascomycota; Sordariomycetes; Hypocreales; Nectriaceae.
AUGAGCCUCAAUCUGCCAAUUCGGCCCAGCACCAGCAGCCAGCGCAAUCGGGAGAGUCGAAACAAUUACUUCAACAGCUAUACCCCGCCAAGUUCGACAGAGGCUAUUAAUGGUCCUGUUAGGGAAUUGGUAAGGGAGCAGACGCCUCUUAACGAUCGAUUGAUUGUGGGAGUUGAUUUUGGAACUACAUUUUCGGGUGUUGCUGCCGUCUACACAUCCACCCCUGAUGACAUAGAAAUCAUCAAGACGUGGCCUGGUGGUAAUGGCAUCACCUCAGAUAAGGUUCCUACUGAGAUAGCAUACAAUUACCCCCCCAAUGCACCUCAAGGCACUGAGCCUACAGUGAAAUGGGGCUUCCAGUUCAAGCCCGAGGAGUCACGUCUGCGCUGUAUCAAGCUCUUCCUCGACCGUUCGCAGAAGCUGCCUUUCUAUGUCAGUCCUCUGGACACCGCUGCGCAGCUUAAAAAGUUCAACAAGAAUGUCGUGGACGCUGUAAGCGACUAUCUAACUCAAAUUUAUAAACACACCAUGGAUACACUCACCCGCCGUUAUGGCGAGUCGUUUAUGGCGUCGACAAAGGUCGAGUUUGUACUGACGUGCCCGGCUGUUUGGAGUGAUGCGGCUAAGAAUACGACGCUGCAGGCUGCGGAGAGGGCUGGCAUGGGGUCAAGAUCCGAGAUUCAGAUGAUUAGUGAGCCUGAAGCUGCGGCUGUGUAUACUCUUAAGGCGAUUCAGCCGAAUCAUCUGAAUGUGGGUGACAAUUUUAUCGUCUGUGAUGCUGGAGGCGGUACCGUUGAUUUGAUUGCAUAUAAGAUUAUUUCUCUCAAGCCGCUCCGCGUUGAGGAGUCUGCAGUUGGAACAGGAGGUUUGUGCGGAAGUGCCUUUUUGAACUACCGUUUCGAAGAACAUGUCAGAGGUCGCCUUGGCCAGACUCGCUUCGAUGAGAUGAAGACCAAGAAGGGCAAGACGUGGCAAAUGGGUCUUCGAUACUUUGAGGAGUUUGUGAAGCGUAACUUUAACGAGGAUGAACAUAUGGAAGUCAACGUUCCAUUUCCUGGUCUUCCCGAUGAUGAAGAAGCUGGGCUGGACUCGGGCUUUCUGGUCAUGUCGGCGGAGCAAGUUAAGGAUAUCUUUGAGCCUGUAGUGAAGGAAGUAUGUGACCUCGUCCAAGGCCAAGUCACAGGCCUUCGAUCUAAAGGUGGUAUCGUCUCUGGUAUCGUCCUGGUAGGAGGUUUUGGCCAGAGCGAUUAUCUAUACCGGCGGCUCAAGUCUCACUUUACAAGUGCUGCCCCUCCACCAUACAGCGAACGGCCUACUCAUGCCAAUGCCAAUUCUACAGAGGAGGCGGGGUCCAUAGAGGUUAUGCAGCCAGUCUAUGCUUGGACAGCAGUUGUGCGAGGUGCUGUCCUGCGGGGGCUGGAGGGUAACAUGGUCAUCUCUCGAAAGUCGAGAAUGCACUACGGAACUUCAUAUGCUACUGUGUAUGACGAGGAUAAGCAUUCAGUCAGCGAGCGGUACUGGUCUCCUCUGUGGGAGCGCUGGAUGGUAUCAGAUCGGAUGCAAUGGCACAUCGCCAAGGGCGAGGCGCUAUCACCACUAGCUCCCAUCGCAUUCCACUACACACGUAACUUCCGCCCUGGCCAAUCGCUCAUAGUCACCGACGACUUGAUAGCGUGCGAUGCCGACGAGCCACCUGUCGCAUACACGCGCGACCUGAUCCACGUGUGUACUCUCACAACGGACCUCAAUGCUGUCCCAAGGAGUCUAUUCACACGCUUGACGACGACCAGGGGUGUUGAGUUUGAUAAUCUUGACUUCACGCUCGAGAUGAGAGUUGAGAGCGCGGGAUUGGGCUUUGAGUUGAAGGUUGACGGGGUGCGGUAUGGACGGGUUGAAGCGGAGUUUCACUAG